Messenger RNA from Coccinella septempunctata (seven-spotted ladybird), 1528 nucleotides. Its product is annotated as protein pelota. NCBI's taxonomy places the organism in Eukaryota, Metazoa, Arthropoda, Insecta, Coleoptera, Coccinellidae. The coding region runs from base 127 to 1272 and encodes 381 amino acids. The transcript is spliced from 7 exons. The record is from RefSeq and is a predicted model, not a curated record. Gene Ontology annotation, cellular component: cytoplasm. Gene Ontology annotation, biological process: nuclear-transcribed mRNA catabolic process, non-stop decay; nonfunctional rRNA decay; RNA surveillance.
CAUAGGUUAGAAUGUCAAUUGCUUAACAGGAAUGCGUUUUGAAAGUGCAUAUUUUUCAAUAUUUAUGAUGAUAUCUAUAUUUAAUUACAUUUCGAGGGUACCCAAUAUAUCAAGAAAGCACUUAGAAUGAAACUAAUAGCAAAAAAUGUUACCAAAGAUGGAGAAGGGGAUGUCACCCUUGUCCCUGAAGAACCAGAAGAUAUGUGGCAUGCCUACAACCUCAUAUCAGAGGGAGAUUCUGUUAGAAGUACCACGAUACGUAAAGUUCAAUCAGAAUCAUCCACCGGUUCUUCAACAUCUAAUCGGGUCAGAACCACCCUGACGAUAAGUGUGGAAACAAUUGAUUUUGAUACUCAAGCAUGUAUGCUUCGCUUGAAGGGUAAAAAUAUCGAAGAAAACCAGUUUGUCAAGAUGAAUGCUUAUCAUACUCUAGAACUUGAAAUGAACAGAAAAUUCUCUUUGAGAAAGGCUGAAUGGGAUUCCAUAUCCUUGGAAAGAGUUGAUAUUGCCUGCGAUCCGACAAAAAGCGCAGAUGUUGCCGCUGUUAUUAUGCAAGAAGGCAUAGCUCACAUUUGUCUGAUCACCUCCAGCAUGACCCUUGUUAGGGCGAAGAUCGACAUGAACAUUCCAAGGAAAAGAAAAGGUUUUGUGGCACAGCAUGAAAAGGGCCUUCAAAAGUUCUACGACAAUGUUAUGCAAGCCGUGUUGCGUCACAUAAAUUUCGAUAUUGUGAAAUGCAUUUUAGUUUGUUCUCCAGGAUUCGUGAGGGAUCAGUUCUACGAGUACAUGUUCCAAAUCGCAGUUAAGACAGAUAACAAGCUUUUACUAGAAAAUAAAGGGAAAUUCAUGCUUGUACAUGCCUCCUCAGGGUUUAAACAUUCAUUGAGAGAGGUUUUGCAAGAUCCAGGCGUUGUCAAUAAGAUAUCUGAUACUAAGGCGGCAGGGGAGGUUAAAGCACUCGAGUCUUUUUAUUCUAUGUUGCAGAAUGAACCUUCCAAGGCCUUCUAUGGUUUAAAACAUAUUGAAAAAGCGAACGAGGCUCAAGCUGUUGAAACCCUACUUAUUUCAGAUAAAUUAUUCAGAUGCCAAGAUGUUAAACUCAGGAAAGAAUACGUGCGAUUAGUAGACUCCAUCCGAGAUUCUGGGGGUGAAGUAAAACUAUUCUCGAGUCUGCAUAUAUCUGGGGAGCAGCUUGAACAGCUAACUGGAAUAGCAGCAAUUUUGAGAUUUCCGAUGCCGGAAUUGGAGGAAGAUAGCGAUGAGGACGAAUGAACAAAUAGGUUAAUUCCAUUGUUAUAUUAGGCACUAAAUCCAAUUUUCUUGCUAGGUCCGUGCCAGACUCUUGAAUUUUAUUCUUAUCAAUUUGAGAAUUGUGAACCAGUUGAUUCGUGAAUUUAGUCAAUGUAUAACUUAAUUUAUUUUAUCCUAUAAUUGAAAAUUGUUGAGGUGAGACAUAUGUUGAGAGAACUUCAUACUGUAUUUUGUAUAAUGUGAUUAUUAUCAUAUGGAAAUAAAUAUUUGAAGUAUA